Molecule: messenger RNA, 2094 nt
Organism: Rotaria sp. Silwood1
Lineage: Eukaryota; Metazoa; Rotifera; Eurotatoria; Philodinida; Philodinidae
Source: the annotation of a GenBank genome assembly
AUGUCAAAAAAUACUCGCUCGAGUUUGGAUUUACACGCAACUCCUAUCUCCGAACUACAAUACAAGUCUUCUCGUCAACAAAUGAAAGAUGAAUUACAACUUGAACAAAUUAUUCAUGAUAAAUUUACUAGACAUUCAGACAAUGGUGAUGCUGAAAAGUGGCUAUCCCAGACAGUUACACAAUUUAAACAAUAUGAAUUAUCAACAUCCGAUCAACUUCAAGCUUUACCAUAUUUAUUAGAAGAUAUAGCUUAUCUGUGGUAUGUAGAACAUAUGGAUUUAAUCACCAGUUUUGAAUCAUUUAAUAAAUUAUUUCUUCAACAAUUUUCAUCUACAUCAUCAACAGUGCGAAGUAAUACUCCCACUGAAACGGUUAUGCCGUCAGUUGUUGCUUCUAGUUCUUUACUCACAUCACAUUUACAACGAACAAUCACCGAUGAAAUUAUAAAAAAACCAACAUAUUUUUCUGGUUCAAAAGAUGAUGUUCAUGAUUGGUUAGAUAAACUGGAGCAACGUUUUAAAAUGGCAAAGUGGAAUAAUGAAGAAAAAUUACAGUAUAUUUCAGUACAUUUACAAGAUGAUGCAUAUCGAUGGUGGAUACAAUCAUCUAUGACGAUUAAAACAUGGUCAUCAUUUACUGAAGCUGUUAAACAAGCUUUUGGAUCAACAAAAGUACAAGAAUUAGCCUUUGAACAAUUAAAAUGGUAUAAACAAUCAGUUAAUCAAUCUAUUGCUCAAUAUUAUAAUACAAUUAUAGAAUUAUGUAUGAGAACUGAUCCGAAUAUGUCUGAUUCUAUGAAGUUAAAUUAUCUAAUAGGCGGUGUAAAAGAAUCUUUAAAAUUACAUAUUGCUUUAUAUGAUCCACAAACAAUUGAAUCAUUUUUAUCAUAUGCAAGGAAAAUAGAAGAUACAUUAUCUUUUAUUAAAAAUGAUUAUACAGUGAAUCAACAUAAUGAAUCAGAAGAUGUUAAUACAUGUCAACAAUCAUUAUCACCAAUAGCUACUCUUCACGACCAAAUUGAACACGAUGGACGCGAACAUGUUCAACAUGCACAACAAAAAUUUUCUGAUAUAAAUGGUGAGAAUAAUUCAAGUCAUAAGCAUUCUUUUAAUUCUAGUCAGUCACGUUAUGCAACAUCAGAAAAGUCUUCAAGUAUUUGCUAUACAUGUGCUACGCAAGAUGGUGUUGCUUCCUGUUAUAUUAGUUCAAAUCCAUCUUCAAGUGAAUCACCAUUAUUAGUUAUCACAACACUUAUUAAUGAUAAAUAUAUGAAAGCUAUGAUAGAUAUGGGUACAACUCACACAUUUAUUUCAACGAAAACAUUAUUUAAAAUACGUAAUCAGCAAUUUAUUAAUUCGAUGCAUCGUCAAGUAUUUUUUAUCCAUGAAAAUAUACCUUUUCCUAUUUAUGGUGAAAUGACCUUAUCGAUUAAAAUGGGUGACAUGUUGACUUCAAUUCGAGCAUUUAUUAUAAAAGAAUUAUGUGUUGAUUGUAUAUUAGGUAUGGAUUUUAUUAAUAAAUAUAAAUUACAUAUUAAUCUGGAAGACCAAACAAUGUCGAUUGUUGAUAAAAUUAAACGAUCAAAAUUACAUAUUGAUGUUAAUGAUGGGCAACUCCGUGUGCCGGUGCGCUUGGUCAACAAUAUUCGAAUUCAACCAAAACAGACUGUUUUUGUUCCAGUCUCGGUUCCAUUGUCAUUAUAUAAAGUGUUAUUUCGACCAUCGUUUAAUUUACAACAACAAACAUGUUUAGCAAUGUCAAGUUCAUCAAUAUCUGUUAAUGAUUAUACUUCUUUUAUCUCUCUUUAUAAUCCGAAAAGUUAUUCGCAAAUGUUACCCAAAGGAAUUAUUUUGGGAACAACAACAAUUUCUACAUUACUAUUGAAGAAUAUUUCUACUAUUAACAAACAAUCAAUGUAUAAAAAUCCAAACAAUUCAUUUCAUCCAAACUCGAAAGUAAUGUUCGGCAAAAUUAAUAAAACUUAUUCGAAACGUAAUAGGCAACCGCUGGAUACGGCGUCUGUUGCUGAAAAAAUUUGUGACCAAAUCGGUUCUAUUUUUACAUGUCCAAAAAACAAACCAACUAUAUACAAA